AUGCUGAGCUUGGAGGCAAGGAGCCCAUUUUUUCAAGCCAUGUUCCACGGAGGUUGGAAAGAUGCGGAUAAUGACGUGGUGGAACUCAAGAUCGUCGAUGGCCGGGUUUCAGCGCAGGGACUGGACAUAGCCCUAGGGUCUAUGUAUCACGGAGAAGUGGACAUACCGAGAGAGGCCAUAGUGAACGUUGUCGCAGCUUGUAGGCUCCUGCAGUUGGAGCAUUUGCUUGCGAAAUGUGGUGAUUUGAUGGUUGGCGCUGUGAAUGGUGAUAAUGCUGUGUCUUUCCUGGCUGCUGGUGAUAUGUACGGAGUAGGGUCAGUUAAAACAGCCGCCUUGACCUGGCUAGCUCAAAAUGCCUUCCCCAUUUCAAACGCGGACCAAAGCCGGUGCCUUGCUGUCAUAUGGAAUCUCUCCUUGGACACCCUAGAAACAGUGCUGGCCAGUGAAGACCUGGUGGUCAUCCCGUGUGAGAUGAUACUUUACAGCAUGCUGUGUGUCUGGGUGUACAUUCAAGAGGCCCAAGUCAAGUCCUUGGGCGAUGGAGAAGACGGGGUCAGAGUCAUCAUGAACGAUGCCAUCGAUUUCUUUCUGAAAAAGCAAGUUCAUCAGUUGGUCAUGCAUCCCCUGGAUGUGCAGUGUUUGAGGAGGGACAAUGUCUUGGACCCUGACACCAUCUACCGCACCAUUGAAACCCAGUGGAUCCGGCAACUGCACUUGAGUGUGGAAAGGCCACUGUCAACAGUGGAAAUGCCCAGUUUGAAUGUUUAUGGUGACCAAGCUGUUCACACCAGAGAUGGUGGGAAUUGGAUUGUGUUGAGCAUGAAGGUGCAUCCUGGAGAUGGACAGCUUGAGCCCAUUGUGCAGAGAGAUCCGUUAUGCAAGACAUCCAUGAUCCGGGUUAUUGCAGCAGUCUCUCAAGAUGGCGCCACCAUCACAUGGUGUCCAGCAGAAGAUGAGAUUCCAUCAUGGCUGCUG
Molecule: messenger RNA, 975 nt
Organism: Notodromas monacha
Lineage: Eukaryota; Metazoa; Arthropoda; Ostracoda; Podocopida; Cyprididae
Source: the annotation of a GenBank genome assembly